CUUCCCGUGUCGAUACAACUCCUGGUUCUCCCGAAAGGAACAAACGGAGCAUUAUUUGGCUAUCGCUAAUAGAUUUCGUUUUGUCGUGAGGUCUUUGAAGUCACCAUGCAACUCUACAUAUCGCCGAGCAUGAGGCAGGUCACGGUGUUCCCGGGGAAGGGGGUGAGGGAAUUCAUCAAAGUGAAGGUUACGUCGAGAAGGCUUUCUUGUAAGAUGGUCAUCUACUCCCUUCUCUUCCUGACAUUCUUGCUCAGAUUCAUAUUUGUGUUGACGGCAAUGGAUACGAUCGAGGGAGAGACGCGAUGCUCUUCUUUAGGGUGCAUAGGUAAGAGAUUAGAUCCAAGGAUGUGGAGGAGGCUGGACUCGGUGAGGGUUCCGGAGGAGAUAUAUCAAGUGUUAGAAGAAGCCGAGAUCCAGGAGGCGAUGCCUCGGGCGGAUGUCCCUCAGACACUGGAGGCGUUCGUCGCAGAAAUGAAGAGUAACAGAUCGGAUGCCAAAACAUUUGCCCUGCGGCUCAAGGCGAUGGUCUCGCUGAUGGAGCAGAAGACGAGGGUGGCGAAGAUACAAGAGUACCUGUACCGCCACGUGGCGUCCAGCAGCAUCCCCAAGCCGCUGCACUGCCUGGCGCUGCGGCUGGCGCAGGAGCACUCCACCAACGCAGGGGCCCGCCUCCAGCUGCCGGCUCCGGAGCGGGUCCCGGCCCUGGUGGACCCCGGGCUGUACCACUUCGUGCUCGCCUCGGACAACGUGCUGGCCGCCGCGGUGGUGGCCGCCUCCCUCGUGGCCAACGCCUUCCGGCCGGCCGCGGUGGUGCUGCACGUGAUCACGGACCGCAAGACGUACGCGCCCAUGCAGGCUUGGUUCUCGCUGCACCCUUUGGCCCCGGCGGUCGUCGAGGUUAAGGCGCUGCACCACUUCGACUGGUUCACCAGGGGCAGGGUCCCGGUGAUGGAGGCCAUGGAGAGGGACCGGGCUGCGCGGUCGCAGUUUCGGGGAGGGUCGUCGGCGAUCGUCGCAAAUGUUAGCGAGAAACCAAUCGUCGUGGCGGCCAAGCUGCAGGCUUUGAGCCCCAAGUAUCACUCUGUCAUGAACCAUAUCAGGAUCCAUUUGCCCGAGUUGUUUCCUAGCCUUAACAAGAUUGUAUUUCUCGACGACGACGUCGUCGUCCAAGCUGAUCUUUCACCUCUGUGGGACAUCGAUCUGCAAGGCAACGUAAAUGGUGCAGUCGAGACAUGCAGAGGCGCGGAUAAGUUUGUGAUGUCAAAGAGACUCAAGAACUAUUUGAACUUCUCCCACCCAUUUAUAUCUGAGAACUUCGACCCUCGUGAGUGUGCUUGGGCGUAUGGCAUGAAUGUUUUUGAUCUCGAUGCGUGGCGGAAGACCAACAUCAGUGUUACUUACUAUCACUGGCUACAAAAGAACUUAGAAUCAGACUUGAGUCUAUGGCAACUGGGCACUCUGCCUCCAGGAUUAAUAGCCUUCCAUGGUCACGUUCACGUCAUUGAUCCAUACUGGCACAUGCUGGGUCUUGGCUACCAAGAAAACACUACCGUAGCAGAUGCAGAGAAAGCAGCGGUGAUCCAUUUCAAUGGCAGGGCUAAGCCAUGGUUGGACAUAGCGUUUCCGGAGAUAAGGCCUCUAUGGACCAAGUACCUGGAUUUCUCAGACAAGUUCAUCAGAGCUUGUAACAUAAGAGCUUAACAGGAUGGACAUGGGGAAAUGAUCACUGCAAAGAAUCGACCGUGAUGGUUGAUGUGCUCUUAUGCUUUCAUGGGUUGAUCUGAUGUCAGAAGCUAAAGACCUAUAAUAGUUUUGGUUCCUUUUUACCUUUGUCUAGGAAAGAUUUUGUUGAUUUGUUGUUGCAUUUUGGAUCAUAAAUAAAUGAUGCAAUUUUUAUGAGUUCGUGUACAACAACAAUUUACCAAAUGGAAUGAAA
This is a messenger RNA of Musa acuminata subsp. malaccensis (wild Malaysian banana), 1936 nucleotides long. RefSeq names its product probable galacturonosyltransferase 12. Lineage: Eukaryota; Viridiplantae; Streptophyta; Magnoliopsida; Zingiberales; Musaceae. The record is from RefSeq and is a predicted model, not a curated record. Gene Ontology annotation, molecular function: polygalacturonate 4-alpha-galacturonosyltransferase activity.